Sorghum bicolor (sorghum) is the source of this 1173-nucleotide messenger RNA. RefSeq lists its product as uncharacterized. Gene Ontology annotation, molecular function: protein binding. Bases 1 to 1173 code for a protein of 390 amino acids. The record is from RefSeq and is a predicted model, not a curated record. The transcript has a single exon. NCBI's taxonomy places the organism in Eukaryota, Viridiplantae, Streptophyta, Magnoliopsida, Poales, Poaceae.
AUGGCGGCGGCGGCGGCGGCCAGACACUGCCGGUGUUGGGCAGACUUGCGGCCAGAGCUUGUGGCCCUCGUCCUCAGGCGCCUCCCCUCCCUAGCCGACCGCGUUCGACUGGGAGCCGUCUGCCGCGCAUGGCGCCGCAUCGCUGGGGAGGAGCCUCUUCCCCCUCCGCUACCAUGGCUGACCUUACUCGACGGCACCUUCCUUAGCAUCUCCGACGGCGGCGAGAUUCACCGCAUGCGUGUACCGGAGGAUGCCUCUCUCCAUGGCUCCGUGGGCAACUGGCUCUUCCUCCGGCGCCUUGGUGGCAAGCUCGCAUUGAUGAACGCUUUCUCCAAGUGCGUUGUGGAGCUUCCUUUGAAACCCAACAACAGCUACUACGAGGAUUCGAUGUUCUUCAAGAUAGUGCCGCUCUCCACUCUUGAUCUGUCAUCGGAUUUCCUUUUUCUUGUGUUGAUCGUGACCUCGACAUGGCAGUGUGUAAUUUCCAUUGGCCAGCGGCCCUCGUCUGCCAUUGCACUUAAAAUACCCGACUACAUCUUUGACAUCGUAUUCUGUGAAGGGAAGUUGUAUGCUCUCUCAUUCGAGAAGCUCUUUGCCUUCGAGAUUGUCUCGAGCUAUGGAGGUGGCAAGUCGCCAAGUGUCUCAUCUAUGAAACACGUGGCUAACGCCGUCAAGAAUCCAGGGAUAGUAUGCUUUUCGACUGCUGAUAAGACAUAUAUGAGCUUAUAUCGGAGUUACCUUGCUGAAUCCAAUGGCAAAUUGUUACAGAUAAGGCGAUUGCUUCGAACCUCAUCCGCUUUACCAGAGGAUUUGGAGAAUAAUGGUUUGCAGGCGAAGGAUUUCAUUACCAUUUCGUUUGAAGUAUUUGAGCUGGACUUGACCACCAAUUCCCAUGACAAGUGGAGGAGGCUCAAUACCUUGGGGGACCAAGCACUCUUUGUUGGCACCUACUCCAAGUUUCUCCCUGCUUCUGAAUGUGGAGCUCAGGAGAACUGCAUCUAUUUUAUGUGUGACUAUGAUCGUGAACAUUGGACAACAGAUCCUUUGCGUGAUUGUGGUGUCUUCAACAUGAGUAAUGGGACGAUCACUCCUUUAUUGCCGGACACAACAGUUGUGCGUCCACAAGGCUGCAAAGGGCUUCCAACAUGGUUUUUCCCUACUAAAACUAUGUAA